Molecule: messenger RNA, 2498 nt
Organism: Cryphonectria parasitica EP155
Lineage: Eukaryota; Fungi; Ascomycota; Sordariomycetes; Diaporthales; Cryphonectriaceae
Exons: 3
Coding region: 1-1911 (636 amino acids)
Biological process (GO): positive regulation of translation
Cellular component (GO): mitochondrion
Molecular function (GO): GTPase activity; GTP binding; mitochondrial ribosome binding
Source: RefSeq, a predicted model, not a curated record
AUGUCUGCGACCCUUCCGAACAAGCCGCGCCCUGCGCAGCUUCGCGGGAAGGAGCCGAGCGAGCUCGAGAAGCGAAUUGCGGCCAUCCCACUCGAGCGGUUUCGCAACUUCUGCAUUGUCGCACAUAUCGACCAUGGCAAGAGCACGCUCAGUGACAGGUUACUGGAGAUUACGGGAACCAUCUCGGCGAGUGACGAAAACAAACAGAUUCUUGAUAAACUCGAUGUCGAGCGUGAACGAGGUAUCACCGUGAAGGCGCAAACAUGCACCAUGAUUUACAAGUACAAGGGCGAGGACUAUCUACUCCACCUGGUCGACACGCCGGGCCACGUCGACUUCCGUGCCGAGGUGACGCGGUCGUACGCCUCGUGUGGCGGGGCUCUGCUGUUGGUCGAUGCGUCGCAGGGCAUCCAGGCGCAGACCGUUGCCAAUUUCUACACGGCCUUUGCACAGGAGCUUACCAUGAUCCCCGUCGUCAACAAGAUCGACCUCCCCACGGCGGACGUCGAGAGGGCCAUCGAGCAGCUCCAGGAGACGUUUGAGCUAGGCGUCGAGGGGCACGAGGGCGGCAGGCCGGUGCUGGUCAGCGCCAAGUCCGGCAAGAAUGUCGAGGCUCUCCUGCCCGCUGUCAUUGAGCGUAUUCCGGCGCCCAAGGGGGAAGAUAGCAAGCCGUUGCGGCUACUGCUUGUCGACUCGUGGUAUGACACGUUCCGAGGGGUUAUUCUGCUCGUGAGGCUGUUUGAUGGGAUUAUCAAGGCUGGUGAUCCCAUCAUCUCGCUUGCUACGGGCAAAAAAUACACCGUGGGCGAGGUGGGCAUCCAGUAUCCCCACCCGGUACCACAGUCCGUGCUGCGGGCAGGCCAGGUCGGAUAUAUCCUCAUGAACCCCGGCAUGAAGAGGAUACAGGACGCCAAGAUUGGGGACACGUUCACGACGCAGGGCAACGAGGACACGGUCGAGAUGUAUCCUGGCUUCGAGGAGCCGAAGCCCAUGGUGUUUGUGGGGGCGUUCCCUACCGACCAGUCUGACUAUACGAAGCUGUCGGAGAGCAUCAGCCACCUCGUCCUCAACGACCGCAGCAUUACCCUGCAAAAGGAUCACUCGGAAGCCCUGGGCGCGGGCUGGCGUCUUGGGUUUCUGGGCAGUCUCCACUGCUCGGUCUUCCAGGAUAGGCUGCGUCAGGAGCACGGCGCCAGCGUCAUCAUCACAGAGCCGUCGGUGCCCUCGCGGAUUGUCUACACAGACGGCAAGGAGGAGAUCAUCACGAACCCGGCCGAGUUCCCGAGCGACGAUAACCACAAGGCUCGUGCAGCUACGUUCUAUGAGCCCUUUGUGCACGCGACCAUCACGCUGCCGGAGGAAUACCUCGGGCGCGUCAUCGAGUUAUGCGAGAGCAGCCGGGGCCAGCAGGUCAGCCUCGAGUUUUUCCACGCCACACAGGUCAUCCUCAAGUACGACAUCCCCUCGUCGGCGCUGGUGGACGACCUCUUUGGCAAGCUCAAGGGCGCGACCAAGGGCUACGCGACGCUGGACUACGAGGACGCGGGGUGGCGGGAGAGCAAGCUGCAGAAGCUCCAGCUGCUGGUCAACAAGAAGCCGGUGGACGCCAUCUGCAGGGUGGUGCACGCCAGCCAGGUGGACCGGCUGGGCAGGCACUGGGCGGCCAAGUUCAAGGAACACGUGGACCGGCAGAUGUUUGAGAUUGUGAUCCAGGCGGCGGUGGGGCGGCGCAUCAUCGCAAGGGAGACGCUCAAGCCGUUCCGCAAGGACGUGCUGCAGAAGCUGCACGCGGCCGACAUCACGAGGCGGAAGAAGCUGCUGGAGAAGCAGAAGGAGGGGAGGAAGAAGCUGAAUGCCAUCGGGAACGUGAUCAUCGACCAGUCCAGCUUCCAGAAAUUUCUGACCAAGUAAGGUUCAGAAGGAUUCAAGGAGGAGGUUCAGCAUUGAGAUCUCCGGUUUUAGAUGUUCGGUUUGACAUGUCUGCAUCUGGAGCCCUGAGGCCCCAUCCGACACCGUAGCGUUACAACAACAUAGAAGAGACAAGAUAGAGAGAGGGUUUAGAUGGGGAACGCCGCGACGAGCGACAAGGUUUACUAACUUUCUCGCCGACAUGCGGCCGUUCCCGUCCGUACGAAGAUGUGGUUUGCAGCGCGAUAUACCAGCUCGGCAUGCACACACACACACACACACACACAAGCAGUCUUGACCGUACUCGAGCAAGCAGGACAUUGUCGGAAACGUGAGCGGAGAUAUGAGCGGGAAACAUGAGUUGUCAUCGGACACUCAAUCUGGAGUGCGAGUUGAGGGGCACAACAACCAAGACCAUACCACUCGCAGGUUAAAUCUGGGGCUCAGCCUUGGGAGGAGGGAGAGCUCUGGGCAAGUUUUGUCGUGUCGUUCCUCUGAGAAUGUGUCAGGGCAACUAUGAACGAGAAAAAACCCCGUAUACAUACAAUCGUUAGUAUGUCCUAGCUUUGUCCAAAAACCUAUUUACAGUG